CUUGCGGAAGUCCGCCAUUUUGUCUGCAGCUGUGUUUCGUCUGUCAUUUCGGGGCGAGGAGAAUAAGGAGCUAAUAGCUAACGUUGUUGUGUAAAUGAUCAGUUUUCCACCGCCAAAAUGGCGAAACUGUAUGUGUUUAGAGAAUUUAUCAGUGAGAUAUUAUCAACGGCAGCUUUAGAGAUAUUCGGAGUGGUUGAAAAAACGCUUAUUGAGUACAACGAAGAAAUCUCUCGUUCCGAGGAGGAGAGGAAGCGGCUACAACAGCUGUUGAACGUUGUUACUCAACCCAAUAUUGCAGAAGUGCAGCAGCUCUCUCUCCUGGAGCCCCCACAGAUUAAAGAGGAACAGGAGCUGUGGACCAGUCAGGAGGAAGAGCUGCAAGGACUGAAGUCUGAAACUACAGACUUCAUACUCACCAGGGAGCCAGAGUUUUCAAAUUUGAAAAUGUCCAAAUUACAUAUGAUAAGAGAAUUUUUUAGUGAACGACUAACAACGGCAGCUUCAGAGAUUUUCGGGGCCGUUGAAAUAACAUUUACUGAGUACAAAGAAGAGAUCUCUCAUUUCAAGGAGGAGAGCGUGCCGAUACAACGGCUGUUUGACAUAGUGGCUCAACCUGAGAUCAAGCUACACCGAACAGAAGUGAAGCAGCUCUCUCUCCCGGAGCCCCCACAGAUUAAAGAGAAACAGGAGCUGUGGACCAGUCAGGAGGAAGAGCAGCUCCAAGGACUGAAGUCUGAAACUACAGACUCCAUAUUCACUUCUCUCGGUGUGAAACGUGAUUCUGAUCAGGAGGGCUCCUCUGAAUGUUCACAUGUUGACCAGACUGUUAAAGUGGAGGACAGAGAAGGAGACUCUCUACCCACCAACACAACUGAGGAGCAAAUCAAAGCAGAGCCUCAUGUACAAGACUCUGCAGAACCAGGCAGUGACUCUCAGCCCCUCUCUGUUGUAGCUCCAGACUGUCCUGCAGCUCAGAGUUUGGAGGAGGAGGAACAUGGAGGAGUGCUGCCCUUGCGAGAGACGAUCAAUUCAACAGUAACACAAGUACAUUCAGCUGUGCCAGGGGGAACGAUGACACAGGCAAGUACCACAGGAGUGAAAGUACAUAAGUGUCAAGAAUGUAGUAAACUCUUUUCUAAAAGUGGUACACUGGCUAGACAUAUGAGGACUCACACAAGAGAGAAAUUGUAUCCAUGUCAGGAAUGUAAGAAAGCCUUUACUUCCAAACUGCAACUGGUGGAACACACAAGAACACACACCGGAGAGAAACCUUACCAGUGUCAAGAAUGUAAAAAAUGCUUUACUCAAAAUAGUAGUCUGGUUAAACAUAUGAGGACACACUCAGGAGAGAAAUCUUAUCAAUGUCAGCAUUGCGAGAACAGAUUUAGCCGGAAGGAUCAUAUGGUUGAACACAUGAGGAAACACACAGGAGAGAAACCUUACCAGUGUCAGGAAUGUAAACAAUUCUUUGCUCAACAUGGUAGUCUGGUUAAACACAUAAGGACACACACAGGAGAGAAACCGUAUCCGUGUCAACAAUGUAACAGGAGAUUUAGCCAGAAAUCUACUCUGGGUAAACACAUGAGUAUACACAGGAGCUCACCCAGAUCAGGGACAGGAGUGCAGUAACAGCUAUAGUUACAAGUCAAAUCUUAUUGGUCAUAUGUGAACAUAAAAAUAGGGUUGGUGUCAACAACGUGUAAAACAUGUGUAGUUUUGGCAAUGACACACACAGAGAUGAAACUGUCAAAAAUCUUGUUAAAGUUUGACUUGGUUUCAAAAAUGAAACUAAAUCCAAGCAGCAUUGAACAGAUCCCAGGCUUGUUUGGGAUUUCAGCGAUCACUGAAUUUGGAGUCGGACUGAAACUGGAGUUAGUGCCCGUUAACGCCAUUCGCUGUUUGUGUUAUGGAUUAUAGUUCAUAACUAGCUUGUGUCAUUUAUCAGGGUUCCCAAUUCCUUUACCGAAGACGACUACUGAUAUAUAUUUUUGCCUUUUCAAUUAACCUGUCAACAUUAUCACAAACGUAACCAGCACAGCGACAAUAUUUAUUUGUGUUUCGAUUUAAUUUAUGUUUAUUAUUUGGGCUAAUUUGUGUCUCAAAUAAACUGUUCUGAACCUGA
Messenger RNA from Osmerus eperlanus (European smelt), 2122 nucleotides. RefSeq names its product zinc finger protein 252-like. The record is from RefSeq and is a predicted model, not a curated record. The transcript is spliced from 3 exons. Gene Ontology annotation, biological process: regulation of transcription by RNA polymerase II. Gene Ontology annotation, molecular function: DNA-binding transcription factor activity, RNA polymerase II-specific; RNA polymerase II cis-regulatory region sequence-specific DNA binding. Bases 118 to 1629 code for a protein of 503 amino acids. NCBI's taxonomy places the organism in Eukaryota, Metazoa, Chordata, Actinopteri, Osmeriformes, Osmeridae.